GCUCAUGCCGGCUUGGCGCAUGACUUAUUACCAAGUUCAUAAAGUCAUUCACACCGUACGAUCCGCCUAGUAAAGUCAUCUCAACCUCAAAUUCAAAUUCCCUUACCACAUCACUCUAGGUAACCAUGCGUUUCGUUGCUUCGCCCCUGAUCGCGGCCUUGACGCUCCUUCAAGAUGCGGCAUCACACGAAUCCUCUACCGGCAUAGGCAACAGGCGCAUGCUUCACUAUCCUGAAGCAGCUCGUCCUCGAGACGGCUCCAUCAGAGUCUUUUCCGGCGACUCCGAUGACGACAGAAGCGAUGCAGCAGACCACGUACUCAAGCUUCCAAAUGCAACCGACGAAUGCCAUGCCAAAGACAGAAAUAUCUGCGCCGAGCUCAUCAUCGGCAAGGAUAGUGUCAACCAGCAAAUCCGCAUCGAUGAUAACGGAUGUACAGCAAUAAAAAAUGCUGCGGAUGUUACAGCCAUAAAAGUCUUCGACUGCUGGUGCGGACUAUGGAACGCUGCAGAUGAAACGGCUUGCAACAAUGGUGACGAUGAGGUGGUCGAUGAGUUAAGCAAUUGUGCAGGGCUGAAGACGCGUAAGGAUAGAGGAUGGAAGCUAACGCCUACGCAUAUUAGCUGCUUUAGGCAGACGUCGAAGAGUUGAAGAAAUAUGCAUUCGGGUGUUCUCAUCUAACG
This is a messenger RNA of Cucurbitaria berberidis CBS 394.84, 682 nucleotides long. RefSeq lists its product as uncharacterized. The record is from RefSeq and is a predicted model, not a curated record. NCBI's taxonomy places the organism in Eukaryota, Fungi, Ascomycota, Dothideomycetes, Pleosporales, Cucurbitariaceae. The coding region runs from base 126 to 650 and encodes 174 amino acids. The transcript has 2 exons.